AUGGCUAACGGCGCCGAUAUGAUGCCGGGCAGUAGUGUGAUUCCGUUCGUCGAUCGUGUGAACGAAAUCCAUAAGGAUCUUGUGAUCUGGAUCGCUAUCGACGGUAUCCUGAUGGUGUGUAUCUUCAGCGGCAACAUCCUAACGAUCAUUGCCGUCUGGUAUUACCGGCGGCUGCAGUGGUUAAUUUCGAACCUGUUCGUGCUGUCGCUAGCCAUCUCGGAUAUCUUCGUGGGACUCACGCUGCCGUACCAUUUAGCGUUCUACAUGGGUGUUGAUCUCGGUCGGCAGAAGCAUCUUUGCUUGUUGCGCUUUUUCGUACUUAUCAUUGCGUGCAGUGUUUCGAUCUGGAACCUGAUAGCUAUAGCAGUGGAUCGAUAUAUUGCGAUCUGCUAUCCGUUGCACUACACUCGCCUGAUGACUAAGCGUACGGCGCUCACGAUACUUGGGUUUGGCUGGUGUCUGGCGAUCUCUAUUGCCACUAUUCCGCUGAUAUGGAACAAAUGGGAUACGGCACAGGAGUGCGAGUUUGACGAGCUGUUGCAUCCAUGGUAUGUGGCGGGCGUAAUAACGCCUAUCUUUUCCGUCGUCUGGCUCUGUCUGUUCGUCGUCUACUGGCGCAUCUGGCGCGAAGCUUCCAAGCACGCCAAACAAUUGCGAGCACAUGGAGGUGCAUCGGAGCGUUCAUCUAGCGAUUGGAAGUCGGUACAGGUCGUACUGCUCAUCAUGGGCUGUUUCACCUUCUGUUGGAUACCUUACUUUGUGGUGGUACUGACACAAAUAUUCGCCUUCGUUGAGGAUAGUUCACCGACGCUUUACAAGGCAGCCUUUUCGCUGGCGAUGGCCAACUCGAUGAUGAAUCCCAUUAUCUACGCCUGGAAGAAUACGCAUUUUCGGCACGCGUUCAAACAGUUGCUAACCUGUCACAAACCGGUGGUCCCGCUCGAUGUUGCCAACGGUGUCGGUUCGUUCGAAAUGGGAACAGCAAAAUCCUGUCCAGAAAUUACAACGGAAUCGUUCGAUCCCGUAGGUGGUAUGAUAGGUGCAGCAGCGGCAACAUCAUCGACACUCACCAACCACAGCAGCUUGGCGAGUGUGUCCACCGUAGCAACGGUACCCGCGGCCGAACCAGGACGCUUUGAAUCGGUGGUUGUAAUUUCUCAACUCGCUGGAGGUGAUCGGGUUCGUUCGGCGGAUAUUACAGCCAAUACGACCAUUCGGGUGUCACUCAGCAAUGAAGAAUUACCUUCCAUGGCUAGCAACAGGGACGGUUCAAUUCAAACGAACGCACCUGAGGUACAAUCUAGCGUAACAUCAGAUCCACCAGCAACGUCACCCUUUCCACCGACAAAGUCCUCCAGUGCGUCUACCAACGUAUCCACGCACAUUAUUGCGGGGAACAUCAUCAUCAACAACUUUAAUCUGUACGAUCAGGCUCGUAUGGAGCGAUUGCUGCGCCAAGAAUGGACUGCCAGCGCAGCGAACGGAACAGCGGAAGGUACAGACCCGAUCAUAGUAGCGCAGGUGCCCGAAAGAGAAAUUAUCCCGACUAAGCAACAAGAAGUAGCGGUAAACGUAACUAAGCUUUAG
Anopheles maculipalpis is the source of this 1587-nucleotide messenger RNA. It is a transcript of the gene mAChR-C, whose product is annotated as adenosine receptor A2b. Gene Ontology annotation, molecular function: neurotransmitter receptor activity; G protein-coupled serotonin receptor activity. Gene Ontology annotation, cellular component: membrane; dendrite. The transcript is spliced from 3 exons. Bases 1 to 1587 code for a protein of 528 amino acids. Lineage: Eukaryota; Metazoa; Arthropoda; Insecta; Diptera; Culicidae. Gene Ontology annotation, biological process: chemical synaptic transmission; G protein-coupled receptor signaling pathway, coupled to cyclic nucleotide second messenger. The record is from RefSeq and is a predicted model, not a curated record.